Sabethes cyaneus is the source of this 3429-nucleotide messenger RNA. RefSeq lists its product as uncharacterized. The record is from RefSeq and is a predicted model, not a curated record. Gene Ontology annotation, biological process: DNA integration. The transcript has a single exon. NCBI's taxonomy places the organism in Eukaryota, Metazoa, Arthropoda, Insecta, Diptera, Culicidae. Gene Ontology annotation, molecular function: nucleic acid binding. The coding region runs from base 1 to 3429 and encodes 1142 amino acids.
AUGGAAGAGAAGUUAGACGGUUUACUGAAGGAGUAUUUCAGCAUAGAAGAUACUGGAAUCUCAACAGCUGAGCCUUUGGAAUCAGAAGCGGUAAAGCGAGCGUGGAAAAUACUUAAGGAAACUACACAGCGAGUCGGAGAUCGGUUUCAAACUGGACUAUUAUGGAGAUGCGAUCGCGUGGAACUGCCAGAUAGUCUUCCUAUGGCCAUCCGUCGGUUAGAAUGCCUCGAAAAGAGGAUGAAUCGAGAUCCAGCCCUGAAGGAGGAAGUACAUCGACAGAUUCAAGAGUAUUUAGAUAAAGGGUACACCCAUCGAGCAACUGAAACUGAGCUAAUCAGUGCUGAUCCAAAGCGAAUUUGGUACCUUCCGUUGGGCGUCGUUCAAAAUCCCAAAAAACCAGGGAAGGUCAGGCUGGUUUGGGACGCAGCCGCGAAAGUUAACGGAAUAUCCCUUAAUGAUCUUCUUCUUCCGGGACCAGAUAUGCUACUACCGCUGCCCUCUGUUUUGUUCCGUUUUCGCCAGUUCCCUGUGGCUGUUUGUGGAGACAUAAAACAAAUGUUUCACCAGAUACUGGUUAAAGAAACCGAUAGGCAUUCGCAACGUUUUCUGUGGCGCGAUAAACCGAAAGAGCCACCAAGCGUAUACAUAAUGAAUGUCGUCACAUUUGGGGCAACAUCGUCUCCAUCCUCAGCGCAGUUUAUAAAAAAUCAGAAUGCUCUGGAAUUUGCGGACAGAUUUCCUAGAGCAGCACAAGCGAUCCUGAAAUGUCAUUAUGUUGACGAUUAUCUGGAAAGCUUUGAAAACAUUCGAGAAGCACAGGAGGUUUCAGCAGAUGUACGGUUCGUGCACAGUAAAGGAGGAUUUGAAAUCCGAAAUUGGUCUUCUAAUAGCAAAGCUGUUCUGGAUUACCUCGGCGAGAAAGCGAACGCGACCGAGAAGAAUCUUUCACCAACAACGAAUAAUUUUGAACGAGUUUUAGGAAUGCAUUGGCUUCCUGAGUACGAUAUGCUUAGUUUCCCUACCUCGUUCUCCGAAGAUAUCAUGUCUUUAAUCCACGGGAAUAAAAGGCCGACAAAACGGCAGAUACUGAAGUGCAUCAUGAGCCUUUUUGAUCCACUCGGUUUACUGGCUUCAUUCUUGAUACACGGUAAAAUCGUAAUGCAGGAAGUGUGGCGCUCCGGUAUUACAUGGGACGAGCCGGUAAGCGAUAAGAUUUUCUCGCAGUGGAAGAGGUGGACCGAAAAGUUCGCUGAUAUCAAGGGGAUCGAAAUUCCGAGGUGUUAUUUCCGCGCUGCAAAUGCGGAACUUUACAGAAAUCUCCAAGCCCACGUGUUUGUCGAUGCUAGCGAGGAAGCAUAUGGCGCUGCAGUUUACUUUCGAAUUGUUAAACCAGAUGAUUCUGUACAGUGUACCUUAGUUUCGGCCAAGACAAAAGUUGCGCCUUUGAAAUAUGUAUCCAUACCGCGGUUGGAGCUGAUGGCUGCUGCAAUUGGUGCCCGUCUACUUACGUUUGUGGAAAAAUAUCAUUCUGUAACUAUUACGCGACGGUUCCUGUGGUCCGAUUCACACACUGUUCUAUGUUGGAUUCGCUCCGAACAUCGCAAAUAUCGACAGUUUGUUGCUUGUCGGAUUGGCGAGAUUCUGUCGCUGACCAAAGAAUGUGAAUGGAGGUGGGUUCCUAGUAAAUCUAACGUCGCCGACGAAGCCACCAAAUGGGGUAAGGGCCCAUGUUUUGACGCAGAUUCUCGAUGGUAUGUCGGACCUAGUUUCUUGUAUCAGGCGGAAGAUCAGUGGCCAACGAAUAAACACACUCCCGUGACCACCAGUGAAGAACUUCGUCCGUGUUUCGUUCACGCGGAAAUUGCUACUCCGGAACCAUUGGUGGAUGUGAUAAGGUUCUCCAAAUGGGAACGUCUUCAUAGAGCGACAGCCUACGUAAUUAAAAUCGGACAACUCUGGAAAGCAAAAUCUGUCGGUGGCAGGAUAAACUGCGAACGACUCGAACAGCAGGAUUUGAUGGAAGCCGAAAUAUUAUUGUGGAAGCAAGCUCAACUCGAAGCAUAUCCGGAUGAGAUCGUCACCCUUCGCCACAAUGAAGGAUUGCCGAUCGAAAAGCGACGUUCUUUGGAAAGGUCAAGUCCUCUUUACAAGCUCUCACCGAUGCUUGAUAAAGACGGAGUCUUGCUUAUUGAUGGCCGUAUAAAUGCGGUCAAUUUAGUUCCAGAAACAAUUAAGUCUCCGAUAAUCCUUCCGAAAGGACACCGAAUUACCUUUCUUGUGAUUGACUACUACCAUCGAAAUCACGCCAAUGCAGAAACAGUUGUGAAUGAGUUACGUCAGCGGUUUUACGUGCCACACCUAAGAACACUAGUUCGAAAGAUUUCGACCCAAUGCCAAAUGUGUAAAGUCUAUAAGGCACGUCCUGAAAUUCCCAGGAUGGGACCUCUUCCGACUGGACGGUUGUCUCCAUUCGUACGUCCCUUUAGCUUUGUGGGUUUAGACUAUUUUGGACCUCUUUUGGUCAAAGUUGGUCGAUCGAACGCUAAACGUUGGAUAGCAGUAUUUACGUGCCUAACUAUAAGAGCGGUCCAUGUGGAAGUGGCAUACACACUGUCAACGCAGUCGCGCAUAGCUUGCAUUCGAAGAUUUGUAAAACGACGUGGAGCCCCCCUCGAGUUUUAUUCGGACAACGGACGGAAUUUCGUGGGAGCAGCGACAAUAUUGAAGAAGCAAAUAGAGGAAAUUCAUAAAGAGUCUGCAGCUACAUUCACUAGCACACAUACCAAAUGGCUCUUCAUACCACCUGCAGCACCCAGCAUGGGCGGAUCAUGGGAACGAAUGGUCCGCUCAAUCAAGACCGCGAUGAAUAGCUUACCACAAAACUGCAAGUUGGAUGAUGAGGGACUACUGACGAUGGUAAUUGAAGCUGAAGCCAUUGUAAAUAAUCGGCCGUUGACUUAUCUACCUCUAGACUCCGAGGAACAGGAGGCGUUGACGCCCAACCAUUUUAUCCUCGGCAGUUCAAGUGGGCUCAAACAACCAAUGGAACCAACCGAUGGCGUUGAAGUUGUACGGAAUUCUUGGCACCAGAUCUUUGUCUGUCUUAACCAUUUUUGGAGAAGAUGGGUAAGGGAAUAUUUACCCACGUUGACCAGGCGAAAUAAAUGGCACGAUGAGGUACGAGCGUUGAUGUCCAACGAUCUGGUUAUUGUUAUUGACGAGACGAAAAGAAAUGGAUGGAUUCGUGGCAGAGUCCUUGAGGUAAUUGCUGGACAAGAUGGGAGAGUCCGACAAGCUGUGGUCCAGACAUCCGACGGCAUGUAUCGACGCCCCGUUUCCAAGCUAGCGGUUCUAGAAGUGGACGAAAAUGGUAAGGACGACUCCAUUACUCAUCCUUACGAGGCGGGGGAUGUUGGCAACCGGGCAUAA